Molecule: messenger RNA, 2485 nt
Organism: Sphaeramia orbicularis (orbiculate cardinalfish)
Lineage: Eukaryota; Metazoa; Chordata; Actinopteri; Kurtiformes; Apogonidae
Product: PRELI domain-containing protein 1, mitochondrial-like
Exons: 7
Coding region: 284-913 (209 amino acids)
Cellular component (GO): mitochondrial intermembrane space
Source: RefSeq, a predicted model, not a curated record
AGUCCUGUGUUGUCUAAAAUAUCCUCGGUCCUGUCCCGUCCGUCACAUGCAGCAGAAUGGAUUUAAUUAGCCAAUAUCCGCUGGUUAAUGUGUGGCUGAAGGCACAAUAAACAGGCCAUGUUUAUCCAUCAUUCGGCCUAACAUUAGCAUCUCAUAAAGCUUCAGGACCCUUAUAGUCUGUGGAUGGAGUCAACACCUGAGCUUUCAUUGUCUUGUGUAGUAGCAGCAGCAAGAGACUUAAAGAUUAAGGUUUCUUGCCAUCCGUCACAACAGCAAGAAAAGAAUGGUCAAAUACUUUUGUAACAGCACAGACAUCAGGAGUACAUGGGACCAUGUUGUCUCUGCUUUUUGGCAGAGAUAUCCUAACCCAUUCAGCACCCAUGUUCUCACAGAGGACGUUGUGUACCGGGAGGUGACUGCGGACCAUCGACUCCUUUCUAGGCGUCUCUUGAUGAAGACCAAUCGGUUGCCUCGCUGGGCAGAGCACUUCUUUCCCUCUGGCAUGUCUCGCUCCGUGUAUAUCAUUGAGGACUCUAUCGUGGACCCGGUCAACAGGAGCCUGACCACAUACACCUGGAACCUCAACCACACUACACUCAUGUCAGUUGAAGAACGUUGUGUUUUCCAAGACUCGUUGGAGCAGCCAGCCAGCACCCAGCUGAAACGGGAGGCUUGGAUAUCCUCCAGCAUUUAUGGCUUCUCCAGACCUAUCCAGGAGUUUGGAUUGGCACGCUUUAAGAGCAACCAGGUGAAGGCUAUGAAAGGGCUGGAAUAUGCGCUGUCGAAUUUACAAGGACGUUCUCCCAUUGUUGUGAUUCUGUCCCACUGCCCCUGUGUUGAUGGGACUGCAGGGAUUGGCAUCAGGCUGAGCGUCAUGGAGAGACGCCCCAGCGGCUGCUCAGGGACACGGUGAAGGAUGCGUCAGAGAAGGCCAAGGAGGCGGCCAAGACGCUGGCUUCAGCUACAGUCCCUCAGAAACCACAGCAGUACGUCUGACAGGACAGGAUGCAAAGCCCUGCCCGCUGACGGGAAAUCAACCCAACGCCUUCUGAUGAUCUCCAUCAUCACGGCCGGACCGAGGUCGUACGGGGAUAUCAAUGGACGCUGCUUGAGGUCUUUGAACUUUGCGAUCUUUCUGUGCUGUGUCUGUUAGAUUACGACCGACUUCGUUCUCUGCUCUGACGACUGAAGCUUUCAUUAAAUCUCAGGUGCUGAGCCUUUGUAUGAAACCUACUGCCUUUGUUUUAACUUUCAGACGUCGACCAGCUCAAUCUGGUAACACUGUAACAAUGUCAGCUGGAAAUGCACACUUUGGCCAAUGUAAGACGCACACGUAAUCUAGUAUUUGAACCUAGUGAGAUGUUUUUAUGCAAGAUGAUUCUAUUUUUCAUGAACAGUUUGGCACUUUGGGUUUUCAUUUAACAGCCAAUGACAAUGCAAGUAGCUAGGGCUAAAACUAACAGAUAUUUUCAUUAUUGAUGAAGCUGUCAGAUUAUUUUCUGUAUUUCUUGAUUAAUGGUUUACUAUAUAUCAAAAAAAAAAAAAAUCUCUUGUAGCCUCAAAUGAACACCUUCAGAGUCUUUUUUUUUUUACCCAGUAACCGUCCAACAUGUAAAGAUGAGUCACUGCUUCUCACGGAAGACAAAGAAAGGGCAGAAAAUUUGGUUAUUGUCACAUUUAAGCCGCAAACGUUUGUUAAUUUUGCUUGAAAAGUCAGUAAAAUAAUCAAUUAUCAAACUAUUAGUUUUUCCCCUUAUCGACUGAUCAGCUGUAGCGAGUACCACAUUACGUUCUAGUUAUUGUUGAUUCGACCAAACAAUGAAACUGUGACUGUUUUUACUCGGCAAGAAACAACGUCGAUUUUAACUGAAUGGGUAAAUACAAGGCAGAUAUGUCCAUAGCUGGAGAAUAUCAUUUUUCAUCAAACAGCAUGCAAUAUAUUCUGUUAUAUUGCAAGCGGUUAGUGUGUGUGCCUGCAGAGUUUGUACUGGAACACUGAUAAUACAAACAUACCAAAGUGACUUAAUGUGAGAAGUCAUGAUGAACCAUGUCUGUGAUUAGCCUUUAUCUGUACGACUGUCUCUGAGAUGUUUUAGCCACUAUUGAUUAUUUCUGCCUGUUAAUAUGAAGCUUAACUAUUUUAGGAAAAUGACAUUGUUCUUAACAUUUCAAUGAUUGCAUUCCCUUAUAGAUAGAGUUAACUGGAUUUUCUGCUGCAAGACUUGAAUUACAGUUGAAUAAUUAAUGUUAUUUAUAUUGAAUGAUUAUUUUAGCAUAGUUUGUAUUACUGGGUCUUUAUUUUAGCCAGGUAGCCAGAUAUUUUGUCUACAUCAUAUCUCAGAACAGCAUUUGCAAGCGUUAAAGGUGUUUGUCCAUCUGUAUUAGUUUAGUCAUGCAGGACAGUCCGAUCAUCUUUAACUUUGCAGGUAUAAGUUUUGUUUUUCAUUGUGAAAAUGGAGUUAAAUAAAAUUUGAUGUAAUUUAUA